Messenger RNA from Spathaspora passalidarum NRRL Y-27907, 1803 nucleotides. RefSeq names its product Hsp90 cochaperone (gene SBA1). The record is from RefSeq and is a predicted model, not a curated record. Gene Ontology annotation, molecular function: protein-folding chaperone binding; Hsp90 protein binding. The annotation marks the transcript as partial. Gene Ontology annotation, biological process: protein folding; chaperone-mediated protein complex assembly. The transcript has a single exon. Gene Ontology annotation, cellular component: cytosol; nucleus. Lineage: Eukaryota; Fungi; Ascomycota; Pichiomycetes; Serinales; Debaryomycetaceae.
GUUAAGUAAAAUCAUAAUUCAAACGGCAAGUUGAUGGAGAAGCAGACAGAUAUAUUUUAGAGCUUCUUAUUACAGCUAUUGCAAUAGCAGUUGCGGAAUGUAAGCCUUCAUAGAGUUUAUUAAGACAUAUAGUAGUGCAACAUAAACGAAACUAAGUCUCAUUUAUAUAUAGCAUUUCCUUAUAAACAUGCUAAAUAAUAAAGAUUAGAGUUAAUUCAGUUUUGGCCUGACCGAAUAUAUAGUACCAGGUGAUCUGUUUUACACUGUUCCGUUGUGCUCUAUAUACUGGAAUAUUAUACAAAUUGAAUGAAAAAUAUUUAACCACGUGACGUCGAAUAUUCGAGAAUAAACUUUCGUAGCAGCAAACCCAACAUGGAGGGCGAAAAAAAAACCCAUGCCCAACCGCUACGUUCAUACAUAAUUCUAUUUCAUUUCAUUCAACUCAAUUAAAACAAAAACACACCCAUUGAACUUGUUAAAUCGAAAUGAGCACCCAAACUCCUAGUGUAUUAUGGGCACAGCGUUCCAGCGCUGACGAAGCCUCCAAGAACAUUUUAUAUGUCACUAUUGAAGUUCUUGACCCAAUUGAUGUUAAAUAUGACUUAACUUCAAGCAAUUUGAAAUUCGAGGCCAAUUCUUCUGAUAAGAAGAUCCACUACAAUUUAAACAUAGAUUUCUUUGAUGAAGUAGAUCCCGAGAAUUCCCAUGUUAAUGUAACUGGUUCUCAUUAUUUCAUGGUAAUUAGAAAGAAAACUGCCAAGGAAGAAUACUGGCCAAGAUUAACCAAAGAAAAAUUAAAGUAUCACUAUAUUCACACUGAUUUUGAAAAGUGGGUCGAUGAAGAUGAACAAGAUGAAGCCCCAGAACCAAAUGAAGACGUAGGUGGCCUCGAUUUCGCUCAAAUGUUGCAAGGAGCUGGUGGAGCUGGAGGAGCUGGAGGAGCUGGCCUUCCAGCUGGCCUUCCAGCUGGUUUCGACAUAAACAGUUUGGCCAGCCAAUUAGGUCAAGCAGGAGGUGCUGGUUUCGAUAGUCAUGAUCAAGAAGACUAUGAUGAUGAAGAAGAAGAUGAUGAUGAGAACGCUGAGGCAGAAAUCGCCAAAUAAGGUCCGUUAAUGUUUUUGGGCGAUAGGGAGGCUGAAGUUUUGCCCUUUGUAUAGCUAUCUAGAGUAAUUAUUUCGACCCAUUUCAUAAAUAUAUACUGCAAUUGGAUUUUAGACUCUUCAGAUAUUAAACUCAUUGCAGGGCUUGAAUCAUUCACUUUGUUGAUCAUUGCUCGCCAAAGAAUAGGAAUUGAAGUUGUUUCAGGUACACCAGUUGAAUCAUUAAUAAUAACCCUAAAACCAUACACCACAUGAUUUUUGAACCAGUAAUGACACAAUUCAUUUAAUUUUCUUGCAGAUUCACAUUGACCAAUCGUCAAUUGCAUUGACUCACUGUCAUUACCAUGUUUUAUAAAGUGGUUGAAUAGUCCAUAUAGUGCCACUGUUAUGCUGCCUAGUUUCAAGCAGUCAUGAUGCAAAUCUUCCAACAAUACCUCGACAAAUGCAUACAUGUCAGACCAUUUAUCGAUUUUAACCAACUUUAUUUUAUCAAUCCAGUUGAUGAUUUUUGGAGUAAGAUAACUAUUAUUAAAUUGAAGUUCAGCUGUCACUGCGUCUGGUACUAGAACAUACCUUAACGACGGAGCUUCAAUUGGCGAACUUUGAUCACAUUCCAAUAGUUUAAUAAUAAAUUCUUCUAAUGUGACAUUUUCGUUGUAAUAGGAUAGCAUUAGCUCUAGCUAACAUGAACCUAUUUGCUAUG